Molecule: messenger RNA, 1242 nt
Organism: Psammomys obesus (fat sand rat)
Lineage: Eukaryota; Metazoa; Chordata; Mammalia; Rodentia; Muridae
Gene: Spesp1
Product: sperm equatorial segment protein 1
Exons: 3
Coding region: 1-1242 (413 amino acids)
Biological process (GO): fusion of sperm to egg plasma membrane involved in single fertilization; acrosome reaction
Cellular component (GO): acrosomal vesicle
Source: RefSeq, a predicted model, not a curated record
AUGAAGCCUGUGGUCCUAGUUGCGCUGUGGCUAUGGCCUUCCUUCCUGCUGGCUUAUCCAACUAUAACUGUGUUGCCCGAUGAAGAGCAGAAUUUGAAUCAUUACGUACAAGUUUUACAGAACCUCAUAAUGAGUGUUCCUACCAGGGAGCAGCAGGGCUCUGAGAAACCGUCGAACUCCUUAGGAACUAUGGAGGCUCUGGAACUGAGGACGUUCGCCUCUGAGCUGAUACAAACCACUGAAGAAGUCACCUCUGGAGAAGUCACCACUGAAGAAGUCAGCCAUGGAGAAGUCACCACUGGAACCGUCACCCCCGAAACCGAUAUUCUGAUGAGGCCCUUCAAUGACGAAGUAACAACGUUCCCUUCCAGCAGCUUCACGCUGGGGAUGAAAAGGAAAAGGAAAACCGAAAGUACACCUUUCUGGUCCAUCCGGCCCAAUAACGUUUCUAUUGUUUUACACACGGAGGAACCUUUUAUUGAAAAAGAGGAGCCGGAGCCGGAGCCGGAGCCCGAGCCCGAGCCCGAGCCCGAGCCCGAGCCCGAGCCCGAGCCGGUGCCAGACCUGGAGCCGGAGCCGGAGCCGGAGCCGCGGACAGAACCGCAGACCACGUCAACAGAGACGCCGAGGCCGUCGUCCACGGCCUCCCAGCCGUGGCUGAGUACCCGUGUGACCGUAACGGCAAGGACCACCAGCAGCAACAUGGACGUUUCCACAGAAUCCGAGGACGUGCCCCAGCUCUCCGGCCACUCGGAACCCCAGAACGUGGAAGACUUCCCUGGGCAUCGCCCCCUCAGUAUGAGACAGGAGGACAUUUUGAGAAAAAUCUCCACUAUUAAUGCCCAGAUCAAGAACCAAGGGCCUCUUAAUGACGCCAACAACCACCAGUACAAGGAGUACAUCAAGGCCUCCAGGGAGCACCUGAAACGGAGCAUGGCCCUGGCUGCAGCUGCGGAGCACAAGUUGCAGGAAAUGUACAGAUCUCACGUCUUCUCAGAGGGACGGGGCGGUGACUCGGGCGACGACAUGGAAACGGUUAUCGACAUGCUGUACAAUUCCAGAUCCAAGCUGCCGGAGUACUUAAGCGUUCACAGUGUACCAUCAGAGCUGAAAGAAAAGGUCACUAUCGUGACUAAUGUGUUGAGAAAACUUUUAUGUGUAGAUCACGUAGAAACGCAACGCCUCAUUAGGAAGCUGUUAAGCAAUAAUAUGAAAAUUCUAAAUAUUCUUGAUGUCUCAUGA